Molecule: messenger RNA, 2388 nt
Organism: Fundulus heteroclitus (mummichog)
Lineage: Eukaryota; Metazoa; Chordata; Actinopteri; Cyprinodontiformes; Fundulidae
Gene: stx1a
Product: syntaxin 1A (brain)
Biological process (GO): exocytosis; intracellular protein transport; synaptic vesicle fusion to presynaptic active zone membrane
Cellular component (GO): presynaptic active zone membrane; SNARE complex; synaptic vesicle
Molecular function (GO): SNARE binding; SNAP receptor activity
Source: RefSeq, a predicted model, not a curated record
GGCGUUAUCCUUUAACCUGCUCAAUCGAUAACCUGAGCAAACACCAAUUCCCGUCUCAGUUCCGCAAACAUACAGUGCUGGUUCAUUUUACCUUAUCCCACAUCCUGCUGGCGCAAAAUUCACUGGAAAGUGACAGAGUGUGCUUUGUUUUGUUUUUUUGUUUUGUUUUUUGCGGAUGUAUUGAAGGGUGAGUUAUAGGUGUGUAUUUAAUAGGUAAUCGGCGGAAGGCUCUGUCUCACCUUUACACACGAAAGUAGUCCCUGUUAGUAAAGAGAAGGGGGCUCUGAGCGUCUCCCUGCCGCCAGACGCACCUCCUCGCACGGCUCGCAUCAUCCGGUCGGUCUCCGCCCCUACGCUCCAUCAUCAGCGCCGAUCCAGAGCAGGAAAAAAAAAAAACGACAGCAGCACGAGGAUUCACAUCGGUGGAAAUAAGGAACCAUGAAGGACCGCAUCCAGGAACUUAGACAUGGCAAGGAGACAACGGAGGAAGAGGAUGAAGUCGCUGUUGGCAUGGACAAAGGCUUUAUGGAUGAGUUCUUUGAACAGGUUGAGGAGAUCCGGGGUUUUAUCGAGUCUCUGGCAGAGAAAGUUGAAGAGGUGAAGAGGAAGCACAGCGCCAUCCUGGCCUCACCUAACCCCGAUGAAAAGACCAAAGCCGAGCUUGAAGAUCUAAUGACAGACAUCAAGAAGCUGGCGAACAAAAUACGCUCCAAAUUAAAGACUGGAAGAAACACAACAAACGAGGAGCUAGAGAGCAUGUUAGAAAGUGACAACCCUGCUAUCUUUACGUCGGGGAUAAUUAUGGAUAACAUCACCCAACAAGCAAUGAAUGAGAUCGAGACGCGGCACACUGAGAUCAUCAAGCUGGAAAACAGCAUCAGGGAGCUUCACGACAUGUUCAUGGAUAUGGCCAUGUUGGUGGAGAGCCAGGGCGAGCUGGUGAACAACGUUGAGCGGUGUGUUCUGGGUGCUCAGGAAUAUGUGGAGGAAGCAAAGGAGCGCAUCCCGAAAUGCAAAAAGUUCAAAAAGAGCAGCAAACGGGGGGAAAUGAUAGACCGCAUAGAGUACAAUGUGGAGCACUCGGUAGACUAUGUGGAGAGGGCAGUAUCAGACACUAAGAAGGCGGUUAAAUACCAGAGUAAAGCCCGGAGGAAGAAAAUCAUGAUCCUUAUAUGCUGUGUGGUUUUGGGAAUUGUCAUCGCUUCCAUAAUUGGAGGAACCCUGUCUUAAACCUCAGCUGCCAUCACAGUGAAACAUGCAUACACAGUUACAAAGCUACACACUCACUCACACACAUACAUACACAGAUACACGCAGAAACAGAAGGUUAUCUGUAUGAAGAAAUUGCAGUCUAGAACAUGUUUAGCGGAAGACGCGCCGCAUGCUGAGCGGUGCGUUCUUCACACAGUGUACAGGGCCAGAGGUGUUCUCGCAUGAGUUGCUAUUUUGUAAACGUGUGGUGCUGCAAAUUGUUCAUCUGAGUGUUGUCAAGGGUAUAAUGUUUCUUGAAAUGGGACGUUGCAAAAAUGACGUGUAAAGCUAUUCUUAGACAUUCCGACUUGCAAAUAAGACACCACUUUGUUUGUAAUAUAUGUUUUGUGUCGUACAAGCAAAGUGACAGGUCACUCAUCUGCAGUGUUUUCAGAGACGAUAUUUUGCAUAUUCACUUCUUUUGAGGUUUUUUUGUAGUGUUUUUUGGAAAUAUUUUAGUCUAGUUUCCUUCGAAGCCCUGCAUGGUUUAGUUCACGGUAAAGUGUUGUUUUGUGUUCGAAUGCAAGAAAUAACAAGAAGUAAUCAAACCCUGUACAGGUGUUCAUGUUUUGCUGGUUGCAUCAUCACACAAACUCCUUUUGUUUUACUAUUGUUUUAUACAUAGCUGAAGCAACACAACUGUUCUUCUUUUCCUCAGUCCUUACUAGUGUGGCUCUCUGUAUGUAUGCAUGUAUGUUUAAGAGCAUAAUUUCUGUAGCUUCUCGUCAGAAUGUGGACUGUUGAAUCAAACUGGUGAGUUGGUGGUUAGCCACCCACCCGUGUCUUUAUUUUUUUAAUUGAUACAAAGCUCUCUAACACUGCCAGUCAGCUCCACUAAGCUAAACAGAGUCUAUCCUACUUAAAUGAAAAUGUAAUAUCUGCUUAAUUUGUGUGCUUUUCUUUACUCGAUAUACUUAUUUGUUUCCUUGAUGAGUCAAUCAACACAAAGCCAGGGUGGCCCUUAUUCGUUUUUUUUUACGGACACGUCACACGAGCACAGACUGCAACCGUGUUACCAUGUUGCCUACUCAACGUGUUGCCUUUGUGUUGUAUUGUGAUCAACUGGUUUUCUUUGUUUUAAUUUGAUCUAUUUUUGUUUUUUGUUCUGUUUUCAAGUAAAGUCUCUUUGGAAAAUGA